AUGAAUAAUCAACUCGCCAAAAUUUUCAAACUGAUCAACCUGAUAUUUCCAGGCAUUUUAACGCUACGAUACCCCAUUGAGCAUGGAAUCGUAACCAACUGGGACGAUAUGGAACGAAUUUGGCACCACGCUUUUGCCAAUGAGUUACGAGUUUCUCCCAGUCAGCAUCCGGUGCUACUGACAGAGGCGCCGUUGAACCCGAAAGCCAAUCGCGAGAAAAUGACGCAAAUUAUGUUUGAGAGUUUCCGCACGCCUGCUUUUUACGUGGCAAUUCAAGCUGUUCUGUCACUCUACGCCUCUGGAAGAACUACCGGUGUCGUGCUUGAUUCGGGAGAUGGGGUCACCCACACUGUGCCCACCUAUGAGGGCUACUCCCUGCCACAUGCAGUACUGAGGCUCGAUCUUGCUGGACGCGACUUAACCAACUACCUUACGAAAAUCCUCACUGAACGUGGCUACUCUUUCACAACCACAGCCGAAAAAGAGAUUUGUCGCGACAUCAAGGAAAAGCUCUGCUACGUUGCACUCGACUACGAGCAGGAAAUGGCCGAGUCGGUGAAGUCGACGGCUGUUGAGAAGUACUACGAACUUCCCGAUGGUCAGGAGAUCCGAAUUGGAAACGAGCGCUUCCGCGCACCUGAAGUUCUCUUCCAGCCAAGCCUGCUUGGAAAAGAGUCGGGUGGUGUGCACGAGAAUUGCUAUAACUCGAUUAUGAAUUGCGACAUCGACAUUCGUAAGGACCUUUACGCCAAUAUUGUGCUCUCCGGUGGCACCACCAUGUUUCCGGGUAUCACUGAUCGCAUGAAAAAGGACCUUGCAUCACUAGCUCCGAGCACAAUGAGAAUAAAAAUCAUGGCUCCACCGGAGCGCAAGUACUCCGUAUGGAUCGGCGGUUCAGUGUUGGCGUCCUUGUCGACGUUCCAUUCCAUGUGGAUCACGAAGUCCGAAUACGACGAGUAUGGCGACGUCAUCGUACAUCGCAAAUGCUUCUGA
Molecule: messenger RNA, 993 nt
Organism: Ostertagia ostertagi
Lineage: Eukaryota; Metazoa; Nematoda; Chromadorea; Rhabditida; Trichostrongylidae
Source: the annotation of a GenBank genome assembly